This is a messenger RNA of Vitis riparia (riverbank grape), 1641 nucleotides long. RefSeq lists its product as uncharacterized. NCBI's taxonomy places the organism in Eukaryota, Viridiplantae, Streptophyta, Magnoliopsida, Vitales, Vitaceae. Bases 1 to 1641 code for a protein of 546 amino acids. The record is from RefSeq and is a predicted model, not a curated record. The transcript has 2 exons.
AUGCAGUUCCAUCAUCAGUAUAGAGCACUGCCUCCACCGAGGCCAGUUAGACAGUUCACACAACUUGGGAUGCCACUGAGCCGAGCUUUUCAGAGAUUGGUUGAGGGGGGACUGAUUGCCCCACUACCGCCAAGACCACCACUACAGCCUACCCCCCUAGGAUUCAGGACAGAUCUUCACUGUGCCUACCAUCAGAGAGCAGGCCAUGAUACAGACAGUUGUUCAGCACUGAGACAUGCCAUUCAGGAUUUGAUAGAUCAGGGCUUGGUUGAUUUGGGGCGCCCGGCUGUGGCCACAGACCCGCUACCUACUCAUGACACUAGAGCAGUACCUCCACCCCCGGAAGGGGUACAUUUGAUUGAGUUUGCAGGGGAUGAGAUAUUUAUGAUGGGUUGGGAUGGAGAGGCUCCUCAGCCGAUCAGUCUAUAUGAGGAGUCAGAUUUUGUUGGAUAUAUACCUAGACAGCAGAUCCCCAAGCCAUUCAGUUUGACCCCGGACGAGAUUUAUGGGCCACCUCCAGUAUCACUGGUAUACUUACAACAUGUGCCACCUAUGACACCCUUCAUUCCGUUCCCAGAGGAAUAUAGGCCCCCUCAUAGAGAUGUUCAGAUCGUUACACGGAGUGGAAGGGUAGCACAACCUCCACUCGUUGACAGGCCAUUUGCAGGUAUAACUGCCAGAGAGGAGGUUCAGAGGGAAGAUGAUGAGAUAUUACGCCAGCUGCGUACUACUCAAGCUCGCAUAUCUAUUUGGAGCCUUUUGGCCUCAUCUAGUACACAUAGAGAUGCAUUGGUCAGAGCCCUUGGCCAGAUUAGGGUUGACACUGCUACUACCCCAGAGGGGCUUAUUCACAUGUUGACAGCUGAUAGAGCUACAUGCAUAGUGUUUUCUGAUGAUGACUUGCCACCAGAGGGAUCAAAUCAUGUUCGACCCUUAUUCAUUGAUGUUGUUUGUUCAGGCCGUCGGGUGCCGUCUGUUCUGCUGGACAAUGGUUCUGCCCUGAACGUCUGUCCAUUGGUUACUGCUAUUGCACUUGGGUUUUCGCCAGCCGAUUUUGGGGCUUCUACACAAAUUGUUCGAGCUUAUGAUGGGACACUGAGGACAGUUAUGGGUACACUCAGUACACAUGUCAUGAUCGGGCCAAUUAGUUACUCCAUAGUAUUUCAGGUUUUAAGGAUUCAGUCAUCCUUUAACCUGCUUCUUGGUCGCCCAUGGAUUCAUGAGGCUAGUGCUAUACCAUCUUCCCUCCAUCAGAAGGUUGUUAGCUUAGAGGAUGGCAGCAGAGAUAUGGUACCUAUGUCGUUCGACCAGCACAGUAGCACUUUGGUGCUUAGCAUGAUGAGAGGCAUGUCUUAUUUGCCUGGUAUGGGAUUGGGUCGUCGCCAACAGGGGCCCCACAAGUUUACUUUCACAGUUGAUCACGACGCGCCCUACGGAUUAGGUUACAUCCCCACAGAGGCUGAUGCACGUUAUAUGUCACAACUGCGCAGGGAUAGGGUGAGGGCUCGCAUGUCUGGCAUUCCAUUUGAUUAUCCCCUCCGCCCAUACACCUUCCAGUUGGCCGACUACUUCAUUAGGGGUUUAGAGCAUACACUUCGCACAGAGGGGACUGUUCACAUUCCAGAGACAGUUGAGAUUUAG